CGUGUCAUAUGCCUUGUGGAUCGAAAUCACCAGUACAGUUGGCUUCUGUUCACGAGGCGUCCCAGGGACCGGCCGAUCAUAAGCGACAGAAGUUGGUUAGGUCCCGAUCCUUCCGGCGACCUCCUGAGUAAGUCAGGUUUGCAUGAUAAAUUAAUCAGAUGGGCGUAUACAAGGUCUGUUUUUGCUUCUCAUAUUGAUAUUCUCAUUGGCAUUCCUGGUCAUGAAAUCUUUGCUGCUCUACGCGACCCUCCCCCUGUCAUGGGUGACUGCCUUCUCCUUCAAUGCCUACGAUUUGGGCUUUCAUGGCCUGUACCCGCGUCAAAAGUUUCAUUCUGUUGAUUAUCGGCCGCCUGCUCCCGUGAUAAAGCAAUGGGAUUCCCGAUGCGACCCGGGAAACCUUCUUCUCACUCCGCGGGGUCCCUUCGUGACUGGGCAGGCACGUGGUCCUGUCAUGCUUGAUCCGAAGGGUAACCUUAUCUGGAUGGACAACCAAGAGUUCAUGCAGGCCCUGAACUUUAAUGUGCAGAAGUAUAAGGGUCAGGACUAUUUGACCUUUUGGACCAAGAGCAAGAAAGGGCGCCACCCUGGCCGGCCCAAAAAGUCAUAUGUGAUGCUUGACGCUUCGUACGAAGUUGCCUAUAGGAUAUAUCCGCAUGGGAAAGGCCUCAAAGGAGAUUCUCAUGAGUUUCGCAUCACCCCACAAGGUACUGCCCUUAUAACGAUAUACCAUAAACGGAAAGCGGACUGUACCGAUUUGAAAUUGGGCAAAAGCUGCUGGAUCCAAGAUGGUAUUUUCCAAGAAAUCGACAUCGAGACCGGCGAUUUACUCUUUGAAUGGAGAGCAACAGACCACAUCCCCAUGAGCCAUGUGUUUAGCAGUCCUUCAAGAAAGGAUGGACAUGGAAAAUCGAAAAAGGACGCCUUUGAUUUCUUCCACAUCAACAGUGUCGACAAGAUUGAAUCUGGAGAUUAUAUCAUCUCUGCCCGUUACAUGCAUGCUGUGGUGUGCAUCAGUGGGAAGACAGGUGAAGUCCUAUGGCAACUGGGAGGCAAGAGCAAUAGCUUUCAAGAUCUCAACGGCGCCACCGACUUUGCCUGGCAACAUCAUGCAACAUGGCUGGGCAACAACACAAUGUCGGUCUUUGACAACCAUGCCAACAACGUCUUCCAUAGCCCAUCCUCGCACAGCAAGGGCAUGAUUAUUCGGCUCGACAUGGAAAACAUGACUGCGAGUCUCGUCCAGAAGUACGUCCACCCCGACGAGAUCCUCAAUGUAUCCCAAGGCUCUGUGCAACUGCUUCCCGAAAGCGGGAAUGUGCUGGUCGGAUUUGGCAAUUCCCCAACCUACAUCGAGUAUUCGGCGGACGGCGAGGUCCUUUGCGAUGCACACUUCGCACUCCACCUCAUCUUCGAGAUUCUCGACUUCGGAUUCGUGAAGUCGUACCGAGUGUUCAAGAGUCCGUGGGUCGGAAGGCCAAAGACGGUCCCGGACGUGAAAAUCAAGAAUCAGAAAGUCUACGUGAGUUGGAAUGGAGCGACCGAGGUGAGAGAAUGGAGAUUAGAGACCGCUCAUGCCUCGGACGCCGAGGGUCACGAAUUUGCAACAAUUCACCAAUUGGAGCGUGACGGAUUCGAGACGAGCUUGCCCCUGGACAAGGCCAACCGGUAUGUGAGGGUUGCGGCUUUGGACGCCGCGAGAGAGGUGCUGGCAUAUUCGACCGUGGUCCGGACUCAUUCCUCUUCAACGGGCUCUGUCCUACGGGCACUCUUGAUCGUUAUUACGUUCAGCGUCUUGGCUAUCUUUUUUCUAUACCGAAAAUCCCGUGGACUUGCGCAACUCCCACUUCGGUCACGUCCACUACGUUUUCCGAAUAUUUCUGCUCUCAGAGCCCGUCUGAUGCACAGGUAUGCAAGGAGGGAUAUGGAGUCUGAGCCGGAAUCAGAUCCCUUACUCCUAGACGAGCGAAAUCUUUGAGCCAUGUUGUAUAGCAAAAUUUUCUAAUGUCUAUUCUACUCUCGCAUCCGCGCCCGAAAAUUUUGUACUACAACUGUGAGAAUACUGGCGGAGCGUCACUUCCCUCAAGGGAUUUAUGCAACCUCUUCGGAGACUUCCGUCGCCGCUGUCGUCGGUGUUCACGGACUUGAGUCAUCACACGAGGUUUUGCCCGUUCGAGAAAA
This is a messenger RNA of Exophiala dermatitidis NIH/UT8656, 2178 nucleotides long. RefSeq lists its product as uncharacterized. Bases 221 to 1975 code for a protein of 584 amino acids. Lineage: Eukaryota; Fungi; Ascomycota; Eurotiomycetes; Chaetothyriales; Herpotrichiellaceae. The transcript is spliced from 3 exons. The record is from RefSeq and is a predicted model, not a curated record.